Molecule: messenger RNA, 258 nt
Organism: Camarhynchus parvulus
Lineage: Eukaryota; Metazoa; Chordata; Aves; Passeriformes; Thraupidae
Product: transformer-2 protein homolog alpha-like
Exons: 1
Coding region: 1-258 (85 amino acids)
Source: RefSeq, a predicted model, not a curated record
AUGGCUGGUUACCGUCGGCGGGGCAGAGGGCGCAGGAGUAGGAGCCGGAGCCGGAGCCGCCGCCAUCCCCUGCGGAGGACACGGCGCACUGGCCACAGCCGCCCUCGCCGCCGCAGCACGCGGCCAAGAACCACAUCCCACGCCAUCAAGCGCCGGCCCCCCAGGAGGCACAGAAGUCUCAUAGAAGAGGAGGAGCCGGACGAUGAGCUGGAUGACCUGGGAGGGUUCCCUGAGCCCAUAGACGACUUUGAGUUUUAG